AUGCUCAUCCUCCAGACGACGUGGAUCCUCGAGGGACCCCUCAUGCUCAGCUACGGCGUCGUGGAUUGGGCUGUGAAAUCCCUUCCACUUCGUCUCACCGGCGGUGUCGACCUUCUGAUCAACAAGCGCAUGAAGGUUGUUCUGUGGGUUUUUCGACUCAUCCACGGCGCUUUUGCCCUGUGUAUUUGGAUCGUCAUUAUGAUGGAGCCGUCCAGGCUGCAGUGCACGGAGGAGACUUUUCUUGAUGUCGGACCAAUAAAAAUAGCAGUCGGAAGCACUGCUGUCCAAAUCGUGUUCAUUCUCGCGAGUCGCUAUUAG
Cyclocybe aegerita is the source of this 318-nucleotide messenger RNA. Lineage: Eukaryota; Fungi; Basidiomycota; Agaricomycetes; Agaricales; Hemipholiotaceae. The record is from the annotation of a GenBank genome assembly.